CGUUGACGAUUCGUUGUAUAUUGUUUUGCUGUCUCUCUCUCUCUCUCUCCUCUACUCCUGUUUCUGUUUCUGUUUCCGUUUCUACUCACCAUUCUCGUUACAGUCUUGAAUGAGGCCGACUUAUUCCAACACAGUAACACCCAAAAAAUGCCACGAAACUUCCCUCCUACGUCCCUCCAGAGACACGGCGUGCGCCGUCCCAGCGAGCCGACGGCUCGAGACCGUCACGUCCGCCACCACCACCCUUUCGCCGGUGAUGAGCAACCCCUAAACGAGAACUCGAAAUGGCAACGGACAAGACACCACAUGAUAGCCAUGUGCGGUGAAUUCGUCGGAACUUUGCUGUUCCUUUGGUUCUCUUUUGCGAUUGCACAAACCGCCGCCUCGACGGGUGGUGUCGCAGGGACAUCUUCCGAAUUCGUCCUCACGAGCCUGGGUUUUGGUUUCUCAUUGUUGGUGACAGUCUGGGCCUUUUACAGAAUAUCAGGUGGAUUGUUCAAUCCUGCUGUCACUCUCGCCAUGGUCAUGACGGGAAACCUACCUUGGUUCCGUGGUCUCUUGCUACUUCCGGCGCAACUACUCGGUGGCAUAGUCGCCGCCGCUCUCGUCCGGUGCAUGUUCCCAGGUGAACUCGCCGUCAACACCACCUUGUCCAACGGCACUUCUCGGGCUCAGGGGGUCUUUAUCGAAAUGUUCUUGACUUCCCUCUUGGUCUUUACCAUUCUAAUGUUGGCCGCCGAGAAACAUUAUGCCACCUUUAUGGCUCCCGUGGGGAUCGGUCUUGCACUGUUCGUUGCGAUGAUGGCUGGCGUCCAUUGGACCGGUGCGUCACUCAACCCGGCAAGAAGUUUCGGUCCGGCCGUUGCGACGCCGUAUUUCCCCGGAUACCAUUAUAUCUACUGGUUCGGUCCCAUCAUGGGCGCGUUGCUGGCGGGCGGGUAUUACAAGUUCGUCAAGUACUUCAACUACGAAGAGUCGAACCCCGGGCAGGACGCCCUCGACGAAAGGGAGAAGCAAAGAGAGGGGGAGAGAGUCGAAUCACAUUCUUCUGCCGGGGUUUGAGAUUGACGGAUGUUUGGGAAACAAAAGAAGAAGAAGAAAAGGAAAACAACAACUCUAGUCAACCAAAAACCAAUAAAAUGAAUUGCCAAUGCCAAAAGCAUUUGUGUGGGGUGGCGCUGGAUCUUGUUCGGUGGGCUACUGGGAGCAUGCCUCAUGUCCCAUCACCCUUUUGUUCGGCCGGCGGGGUCACAGGGGAAAUGUAAUCAAGGCUCACCUCACCCCAGUUGUAACAGAUACGCAUGGUAGUUCCACUCCGCCAGGCAGAAGCAACAAUGAGGAACGACAUCUGACACAAGGGAGGUACUCAUCGAGACCGAAGCAGACGCAACAAAAUUGGUCACACGAUGGGCGUAUACAACAUACACGAG
Molecule: messenger RNA, 1430 nt
Organism: Exophiala oligosperma
Lineage: Eukaryota; Fungi; Ascomycota; Eurotiomycetes; Chaetothyriales; Herpotrichiellaceae
Exons: 4
Coding region: 148-1062 (304 amino acids)
Biological process (GO): transmembrane transport
Cellular component (GO): plasma membrane
Molecular function (GO): water channel activity
Source: RefSeq, a predicted model, not a curated record